GGUUUCCGCACUUAUCCCCCAGCUCGAUCUUAUAUACUCCCUGUCGCGUUCCUCAACUCGGGGACACCUUGUUUCGUCUCUUAUCGAGCUCGAUUCUAAACAAAAACGGCGACGCCUACACAUCAAUAUCUCCUCAAUUCGACACCUGUACGCCGCAGUUCUCAUUUACCUAUUAUUAGGAGAAAUGGCCUCAAUCGCACAAGAGAAGGCGGCUAAGUCUGGCCAAUUGACUGUUACUACCAAACAACUCCAACUCCCUAGCCACGAGGGGAGCCUAGAGACGCGUAGAGGCUCGAAUGUAUCGACGCCAUCCGCCACCGCGUCAAAUGGAUUCGACACCGACAUAGAAGCCAUGAUGCCAAUCAAAUCCUCUGAGCACCUAAACAAGACAUCAACUAUCGGGACUAGGCGAAAAUCGGACUGCCAAGUCUGGCCUGGACAAGAGCAUUGGCAGCAGAAGGCGAAGGCGGCGAGAAUCAACAAUCGGUCUUGCCAGUGCAUAGCUCGCAUGAGCAAGAGAAAUAGAAUCAUUGCAAAGAUCCUCAUUGGGCUCCUGAUAGUGGGCAUUGCCGUUGGUAUUGGCGUUGGUAUUAGCAAACCCCUCGGCGCAGGUAUCUGGCAACCUCAGAACCACUGACCGGCCGGAUUUGAUAUAAGAAGCGAAAGGCUUCGCAUGUUAUCGGAAAUACGCAUGUUUUAAAUUGCGACCUUGUUUUACGCCAACGACACCACUUGCUUUAAAAGAAAAAGCCAAGGAUUUUAUUCGGCCUACCAUUAUCCAUGUUUGGAGCCUAUCCGUGGCGGGAUUACCAAAAUACCCAACGCUG
Molecule: messenger RNA, 827 nt
Organism: Daldinia caldariorum
Lineage: Eukaryota; Fungi; Ascomycota; Sordariomycetes; Xylariales; Hypoxylaceae
Exons: 2
Coding region: 185-637 (150 amino acids)
Source: RefSeq, a predicted model, not a curated record